Nicotiana tabacum (common tobacco) is the source of this 1515-nucleotide messenger RNA. Its product is annotated as SUMO-activating enzyme subunit 1B-1-like. The record is from RefSeq and is a predicted model, not a curated record. Gene Ontology annotation, molecular function: ubiquitin-like modifier activating enzyme activity. Lineage: Eukaryota; Viridiplantae; Streptophyta; Magnoliopsida; Solanales; Solanaceae. Gene Ontology annotation, biological process: protein modification process.
UCUCUUUUCAUUCUCUCUGUUACAACCUAUUCCCUAUGGAUCGUAGACAUAGCUGCGCAGUCUGCAAACAACAGAGAGUCAAAUGUAAACCAAAUUGCAAAUUUCUGAAUAAUCUUCCGAGGGAAAAAUACAAGACGUAUGAGAAAAUCCAUCAAGUGUUCGGUUUUUCCCAAUUCGAAAUAUUUUAUGAUAAAGUUGAUCAAAGGAACAGAGAUAGGAUGAUAGACUCCUAUCUCUACCAAGCUAAUUCUCGAAUUGAGCGUCCAAUACUUGGCGUGAAUCAAGAAAUUGAAUCUUUGAAAUUUCAACUUGCAAACACAAAAAGGCUAGCUGCAGAAGAGAUUCUAGUGAGCGGACUGGGCGUCACACUAGUAGAGUUUUGUAAAUAUAUCAUGGUUGCUGGAGUGAAAUCAGUAACUCUACAUGACGAUAGGAUGGCCACUCCUGAGCUUCUUCGUAUUAAUACACUGAUCAACCCGGAUGAUUACAGAGAUAAAACAAUUUCCCAACUUUGCAAGGAUACACUGAUGAAGUUCAACUCUACAGUUGCUCUUCAUGUACUACAAGGAAGUCUAUCAAACUUGAAUGAUGCUGAGUUUCAAGAAUUUGAUGCUGUUAUAAUUAGUUCUUGCUCAGAGAAGAGAAGAAGUGAAUUAAAUUUGAGAUUACGCCAACUGCCUAAACCUGUAGCAUUCUACAGUGUAGAAUGUAGGGGAUGUCUGGCUGAGAUCUUUGUGGAUCUGAACAAUCAAAUCAAGUCUGAGAGAUUAUUUGGUGAAACAGUUGAUACCAUUCUGGAAUUCCCUAGUUUUGAGAGAGCAAUUGCAGUUCCAUGGCAGGAACUACCCCAGGGAAUGUCAAAGGUCUAUUAUGCCAUGCGGGUUGCUGAGAAUUUUGAAGCCACAAAUGGGCGAUUUCCGGGAGAAUUGUAUGAUGGUGAUAUUGAAAAUAUUAAGACAUUCAAAGAUUUGUUCUGUGCUACACAGCAUUUUACUCCUGAUUCAAUCCCUGAUGCUAUUAUUGCAAAAUUAGUGGGAGGUACUACUUGUGAUAUCUUUUCCAUAGUAGGAGCUAUUAUGGCACAGGAUUUCAUACACUAUAAAUCUGGAGGAAAGCCAAUUAAAAAUUUCUUCUUGUAUGAUGGAGGGGCAGCAGAAGGGAUGGUAACUGAGAUUGGGUGCUGAUGAGCUUGUGAAGGACUUAUGAUUUCCUUAAUUCUUUUGGUAAUUGCAUAUAGUUGGAUUGCUACCUAAAUUCUUUUUUGGAUGGUAACUGAGCUUAGGUGCUGAUGAGCUUGUGUAGGACUUAUGAUUUCCUUAAUUCUUUUGGUAAUUGUAUAUAGUUGGAUUGCUACCUAAAUUCUUUUUGGAUGGUAACUGCAUAUGGUAACUGAGCUUAGGUGCUGAUGAGCUUGUGAAGGACUUACGAGUUCCUUAAUUCUUUUGGUAAUUGUAUAUAGCCGGACACAUGUGGUAUGCGUGCUGAAAUUGUGAGUUUUUAGUACUUGUUAUUACA